Staurois parvus is the source of this 292-nucleotide messenger RNA. NCBI's taxonomy places the organism in Eukaryota, Metazoa, Chordata, Amphibia, Anura, Ranidae. The record is from the annotation of a GenBank genome assembly.
AUUGACAGCACUGAUAGGUGGCACUGAUUGGCAUUGAUAGGUGGCACUGACUGGCACUGAUGGGUGACAUUGAAAGGCAGCUCAGAUGGGCACUGAUAUGUGGCAUUGAUGUGCACUGGUAUGCACUGAUAUGUGGCAUUGAUGUGGCACUGAUGGGCACUGGCACGUGGCACUGAUGAGCACUGACUGCUGGCACUGAUGGACACUGACAGGUGGCACUUCUGGGGCCACACUGAUCAUCAGAGCACACUGAUCAUCAGUGCCCUGAUGAUCACUGUCAGCGUGACAGCUC